AUGACAGAGGAAGGUAAGGAUUCCUAAAUGUUCGGUUUCUCAGAAUGUGUCAGCCCCAGCCUCGGAAAUGAGUCGCAUGAGCCGGAAGAGGUCUAGAAGCCGUGGCGUGGUUCAAGAUCGCACACUUAAGUUAACUGCUGAACAAAAAUGUACAAUAGCGCAAGUGGAAAUUGAGGACUAUAAACAGGAUAUGGCGGCCCUCAAAGCCUCAUCGGAAAAGAUUAUUGAUGGCUACAAGGUAACCCAUAAGACCUUUGUGCAUACUCGGCAAAGGCUAUAAUCGAAGAGGCAGACAUACAGCUAAAAGAAGCCAAAAAAUUCAUUUAUGAUUUUGAGAAAGAAGUCAUCAAAACUUCAUACCAGGAGCGCUUUCAUGCUGUACUUGCUGAAAGGGUUAUGCGAUUUUUGGAGGAACACCUUCGCGGAAGGGUACGUACGUUUGGGGGUUUCUAGUUUCUCGAGAAACUAGUUAACUCAUCAGUUAACUUCAAACCAUUGAUUCAAAAUUAGGCGUAAUUUGCAACAAUUUUCAUAUUGUUAGCUUACUUAGAGGGCAUUUUUAAGAAAAUGCGUUAUAAAACAUGACUGGCUUUUCCUACAUAGUAUCCAAAUAUUUAAGAGCAACCAGAAAGCCGCUAAGACAUCCAGAAAACGCCCUCGACGGUCGAGAUUUACAGCGCUCCAGUAGGUAUUGAAACGAGUUAUCUUCUUGUCUGCUUGUUAAUUCCAGUUGAUUUCUGAAGGCAGACGCAAUCAAACCAAAUUGAUUAAGAGGUGUUGUAUGCAUUCAUAGUUUAACGUUACUCUCUGCGGUGGCGACGGAGUGCAGUACUGUUAUACUUCGUGAAAAUUUGAUUGUUAACUCUGUUUUGAAAAGACAACGCUAUUGGCAUAUAUAAUUCUUACUGGAUCCAGGAAGCUUUCAUGAAUAACGUUUUUCCGCGGUCGAGCAGCCCUCCCUCCUUAUCAUUUCUGAGCUUUCCCUUGUUUCUUUAGUGUUUUGACAAUUUUUCCAAUUUGAUCACUUUUCCACUGUUUAGAUGUCCGAGCUUCUGCAGCAUUAUUGUUUAUCAAUGAGAUUUGUCCAUUAGUCGCCUUACUCCUAAACGUCUGCCUUUAAACUUCUGGUGACCGCGUUUUUCAUCGCGCACAUACUCACAGAAAGGCGACAGAAUAUACCCGAUAAUUUAAUUCCCGGAUACAUCAUUGAAAUUUACCUCCUCCUGGCUGGUUAGGUAAACGGAGCAGGCGUUUCUUCUCAUCAGACGAUAAGUCCUGCAAUCAGACUAAUGAUGGCAUUCGUUCAACCCAGGAUCACUCUUCUACUGCUGGAGAGCGCAGUACAGCACAAGCUGUUGAGUAGUUGAUUUUGGUACUCCUUAACAAGGAAUGACAAGGAAAAGUAGCAAACGAUCCUGAUUUUAGCGGACUAUGCAUCUUCUCACCAAAAUGGUUGGAAACGUUCUGGGCAUAACAUUAGUGUCUGCGUAUGGUCCAUGGUCUUAGAAACAUGCAUCUACAAGUAUGGCGGAUCAAGCAUAAGACUUACUGAUUCGCAAUUCCAUUAAAAUAUGCCGCCAUAAGAGUUUUUAACUGACUUUGAAGCUUGUUAUUUUAUCAUUUCUCAUGCGCUGACAUUACUCCUUCGAGCCGACAUUUUUGAAAUAAGUGAAAAGAUCUGAUAAAUGCAUUUCAUCGCGUACUAAAUAUCGUUCUACUUUUAUCCAACAUAAAGGAUACACUAGUAGAACAACUUCGUUUGAAGAACUCGACGCUGAAAAUUCAAAAGAAGAAACUUUUGGCACAGUUGCGGCAGAAGGAAGAAAUGGGCGAAGUUCUUCAUGAAGUCGACUUCGAACAGUUGAAAAUUGAAAAUGCUACAUUUCUUGCAUCGAUCGAUGCAAAGAAUCACGAGCUUUUGCGUCUCAAACUGACCGCCGGCAGAACACUGCAAGUUGUGAAUGCAUACAGGGUAGAAGGAAUUAUUUUUGAACGACGUAAUAUCUAGAGGAAGUUAAGCACAGUGUUACAGGAGGCCAAGGUAUUACGGUCUGAGAUCCAAACCCGGAGAGACCUGAUGGAACGUACGAAGGCUGAGAUAGAAAGUUCGAGAAAGGUAAGCGCUCAGUUGUCAAACGGUCGCUACGAAAGCGGUUCCCCUGUGCAGAAAGUUCUUAUUUUUCAUAACAGUAAGCGGAACAAAUAAGCAAAUCAGUUAACUCGACAAUUAAUUACAGUCCUAGCUGUUGUCUCCCCUACACUGGCUUUCAAGUUCUCAGACUUAACUUAACAACUCUUAAAUAAUACACUAGACUUGACGAUGUUUAUAGCUGUAUGAGGCAGAUCAUGAUUAGAACAACAGCUAAGGAGAAACCUAUUUCUCUAGACGACAGCAAGACAGAUGGAAGCACAUGCCUGCCUGAUAAAAAGUCAAGGCACAAACCCACCCGUCAUAUUUUUCCAAACUUACUCACAUCUGUAGAAUAAGAAAAACCCUGUAUCGUCUGUUAAGCGUCACAUCGAAUUAAGACCUCCUCAACAGUAUUAAGUCCGCCUUCCCAUUUAUUAAUCAAGUAGACUCCCAACUCCAAAGUAAAGCGAAAAUGAUCAUUUCCGUCCUGCGGUCAGGACAGAUUGAUGCACGCCACGUCCGUGUAUGCAUAUCAAUUCAGCGUAUCAACCCAACAUGUCUUUGAAGUAUGUUUACCCCACCUUUUCAGGAAAAAGAGCAGGUUGAAGCUGCUACCGCCAAUCUCAAACAGCUGAUUGGAGACUAUCGCGUGCCAGCCGCAUUCGCCUACGUGGAUUGUGUUCGAGACAUGCGCACACUGCGGAGAAAAGAGAAGAUACAUGAGCGCAAAGUGGCCAUAGCCAAGGUGAGUGAAACGCGGCAACUGGCUGCCAAAUCGCCAGACGGGCUGCAAGUCACGUUGCCUGAGGAGGCAACAUAG
Molecule: messenger RNA, 2951 nt
Organism: Spirometra erinaceieuropaei
Lineage: Eukaryota; Metazoa; Platyhelminthes; Cestoda; Diphyllobothriidea; Diphyllobothriidae
Source: the annotation of a GenBank genome assembly